UUUGGGAACUGAAUGAACAGGCUGCAGCAGAGAGGUGUGCUCACACAGAGGGAUUGUGCCCCCAGAAUCAGAAGCCCAUUCUGGCCAUUGUGUCGUUCGUUGAGACUGUAAAAGGUAAAGCUCACCUGUCCACACCUGUCCAGCAGAUCAUGACGGCAGCAGAGCCCAGCCCUCUGACCACUCAUGUGCUGAACACAGGAGACGGCGUCCCGGCAGCCAGAAUGGCCCUCAGCUUGCACCAGCUCGACUCCAAACUGAUGAUCUGGAACAUGCUGAGUGUCGGGACAACAAACGAAGACGGACGCUGCUCGGGACUCAUCAGCCGAGAAGCUUUCAGCCCCGGCAUGUACAAGCUGCGCUUUGAGACGGGUUCAUACUGGGACAAUCUGGGUCAGACAUCCUUUUACCCAUAUGUAGAGGUUGUGUUUACCAUCACUGACCCUGAGCAGAGAUUCCAUCUGCCUCUGCUGAUGAGUCGGUUCUCCUACAGCACCUACAGAGGAAGCUGAGAGCUCUGAGGACGACCAGCUGCAGCAUCAGCACUCUGCAAUCAGACAGACAGACAGACAGACAGACAGACUGAAAGAGAGACAGAGACAGAGGAGAUUUAUUUACAUGAAUCUAUGCAGUCUAUUUUUUUUUUUGUCUUUGGCAUAAUUCUACAUUUUUGUAAAUAUACAUCAGUUGAUUUACAAAUGUUAUUUUGUGAAAUAUUCCUUUAACACUUCACUUUGGUCCACUUAAGAGGACAUUAAGUUGUUUUAGAGUUACUUAUUAAAUGCAUAUUUAACAUAUCUGUUUUUUAUGUUGCAUAUUAUUUCUUUCUACAAACCUUACAUCUUUGGAAAAGGAAAAAAUUUAUUUUACAUGAAUGCAAACCUGUGACUGUUUUUCAUUUCUCACUUACACUAAUAUUUAAAGUUUUAUAGAAUCUGUCAUCUGUAUCAAACAGUAUGAAACAACUGAAAAUACAACUGAAAUUAUUAGUUGAGUUAGCUUUCUUACAAUGUAUUUUAAUAAUCGAUCAACCAUUUCAAGAAUUUUUGAAGCAGAAAUGCCAAACUUGUUCUGUCUGCAGCAUCCUCUGAAGACAUGUGCUGCUUUUCUUUGUCUUACAUGAUAGUUCAUUAAAAAUCAAUGUAGAUUUUGGGCUGUGCAUCAGAAAACAAGCAAUUUGAAGACCCUACCAUAAACUCUGAAACUGAAUCGUCAUGGAUGAUUCUCACUAUUAUUAACAGAUUAGUUAAAUAAACGGAUGAUUAAUCAGCAGUGAGAAUAACCGUUAGCUGCAGGCUCUACUGAAAAAUGUUACAAAACAUACCUUUAAACAAAAAUAAUUUCGCUGCAAUAUCAUUGUCCUGUUUCUAUUAACUUUUACUUGUUUUGUUUCAUCAACACUUUGUGUGUUUUCUACUCACAAAUAGUAACAUGUAUUUAAAAUAUUUCAAUACCUUCCAUAACUGUGAAACUAUGUAAUUUCUGACAUGUAGCCGAGUCACAUCAGUGCUUCGCUAACACUUAGGUGAAGCUGAAUUUGCGCACAGCAGGAGAAAGUGCCUUUCUGUCUCAGCCAAUCAGAGAGAAGGUGUUCUGUGAGGACCCAGUGUUGGCCUUUCUGAUGCCUGAAUGUAAUACAGUUAUCAUAAAAUCAGUUAACUAUUAAAUCUAUUUAUGUGCAGUCAAUU
Messenger RNA from Epinephelus fuscoguttatus (brown-marbled grouper), 1685 nucleotides. RefSeq names its product 5-hydroxyisourate hydrolase-like. The coding region runs from base 150 to 509 and encodes 119 amino acids. Gene Ontology annotation, molecular function: hydroxyisourate hydrolase activity. The transcript has 4 exons. The record is from RefSeq and is a predicted model, not a curated record. Gene Ontology annotation, biological process: purine nucleobase metabolic process. NCBI's taxonomy places the organism in Eukaryota, Metazoa, Chordata, Actinopteri, Perciformes, Serranidae.